Molecule: messenger RNA, 1127 nt
Organism: Diospyros lotus (date-plum)
Lineage: Eukaryota; Viridiplantae; Streptophyta; Magnoliopsida; Ericales; Ebenaceae
Product: protein terminal ear1-like
Exons: 4
Coding region: 78-1127 (349 amino acids)
Molecular function (GO): nucleic acid binding
Source: RefSeq, a predicted model, not a curated record
AUUCCCUUAGUUUCUCUGUUUUCCUGCUCUAAAAUUGGUGUGGAGUGUUGAGUAGUUCCUGUAUAAAUUGGUUGAUCAUGUGCGGAGACCCUGUCAUGGCUUCCUCAUCAAACCCUAAAACUCUCAACGCCGAGGCCCAGCCAUGGUUCCCUUUGUCCCACCUGGUUUGUCGCAAACCGCUUCCGAUCGUUCAGCUGCCGCUCCCUUUGCCGCCGCCGUUCAUGCACCACACCGUCCACACCGAGGUCUUCAUGCCAUACAUUGGGACACCAAGUUACGGUUUCAGCUGCUAUAACACCCAGUUGCAGCCUCAAGCCGAACAAGCAUCGGACCUGUGGGUGAGCUACCGCGCCUCCGCCGUGGGUGGCUCCGUUCCCAGUGGGUCGGACGGUGGAGAAAUUGAAAGGAAGGUAGUGGCGCCGGAGAGGUCGAGAGUUGGGCUUAGAGCGGAGCAGCCCCCAAGGCUAAGGCGUGGUGCGAUGUGGCGCAGGGGGAAGAGUGUCUGUAGGAAAGGCUUGGGGUCCGUUUGGAUGCCCAAGAAUAAGUCCGAUGAAGAUGCCAGCGGCCUUUGGUCUUCUCGGCCGCCUCCACCUCCAACGAAAGUUCAAGAUGGGUGUAACUCAACCGAAUUGACGACAGUUAUGAUCAGGAACAUCCCUAACCAGUACAGAAGGGACAUGUUUCUACGCUUCCUGGAUGUGCUUUGCCUGCAGCAUAACCAGCUGGCCGCCGCCGCUGCCGGUGAAUCCUACUUUGAACCGCCCCGCCUCGCCUAUGAUUUCGUCUACCUCCCAAUGGAUUUCCGGCGAGGUGACAAUCUGGGCUACGCGUUCGUGAACGUAACAACUGCAAAGGCGGCCCGGAAAGUAGAAGAAAUCUUGCAGAACUACAGGUGGGGAACGUUCGAAGAUAGCACCGGCGAGAUCCGCGAGUCGAGGAAGAUAUGCGCCGUGAAUUGGGCUAGAAUCCAGGGGAUGGAUCAGUUGACCAAGCGUUUCCGAAAUUCCAACUUCUUUUGCCACGACGAGGGGUACUUGCCGGCGACCUUUUCGCCUCCGCGGGACGGUACAGAGCCGGUCAGCCAGCCAACAAACGUCGGCAGGUGUUUGGGAUCACGUUCUCUCUGA